CCGGCCGCUGCGGCUCAGCCAAUAGGCGUAGCGUUCACUCAGAGGUGGCAAGAUGGUGGCAACGGCGGUGGAGUUGGCGUCGCUGGAGAAAACGUUGGGGUUGAGUGGGGUCGGAGGGGUUCCAGAGCUGCAGACAAAUAACGGACCUGGUUUAGAGGGAUUGACAACCAUAGCAUCUCAUCUUGUAAAAGUGGCCAAAAAAGAGGAGCUACUAGGGACCACACCUGAGAAGAGUGCUUUAGUUCAGCAGUGGCUUGAAUAUAGAGUGACUCAAAUAGACAAGUGUACCACUCAAGAUGAUAAAAGGAUGAUUUUAAAGGAACUCAAUUGUUAUCUUGAAGAUAAGGUUUACCUGGCAGGAAACAGCUUCACUUUAGCAGAUAUCAUGUUGUACAACGGUCUUCAUCCUAUUGUGGCUGCACUAACUCAUGAAGAUCGAGAGAGAUAUGUGAAUGUUUCACGAUGGUUCAACCACAUCCAGCAUUACCCUGGUGUCCGACAACAUUUUGCUGCUAUCGUCUUUGUGAGAAACAGGCUCUAUCCUACCGUCCACUAGAAAAGCUGCACACACAGUGGGGCUGUAACUAAACAUAAUCUUGUCAGGAUUGAAAUAGUGAAGGUUGACAUGGGCACAUUUUCUGAUCCUAUCAUAGAUGGGAAUGAGCCAUCUCUUCUGUCCACCUGGUAUGUUUGCCUUUUGGUGAAAAUGUAACUCUCAGCUACUUUUUAACUUGUGUUAUAAAUUGGCUUCACAAUAAGCUGCUGUCUCAGUAUUACAGGUUUUUCCUACUGUGCAACCAUUUGUUUCAUUGAAUCAUGUUCAGAAUUGCUUAGUUUCCAGCACAGAAAGGGGCCAUUUUACUCACCCAUCCACAUCUGCAUUGAUACUCCACUCCAUCCAAAUCCAACUUAAUCAGGAUAAACCCUCCUGCUUAGCUGGUCUCUCCUUAACUGCCUCUGCUGUUUGUGAGUUCCACAUUCUUAAUGGUCCUACAGUAAUGAAGUUUUCAUUGAAUCCCCAGCAUAGUUUCUGGAUGACUGUCACAUAUUGACAAUCUCUAGUUUUGCUUUCCCCACAAAAGGAAAUGUUUUUCCUAAUGUCCACUCAUUCUGAUCUAUUUGCUCAUCCCUCAGCCAAUGCUUUUCAAGAGAAGGACUCCCGGCCUGUUCAUCUUCUCCUGAGAGGUUGAAACCUCAUUUCUGGUACCACCUGAGUACAGUUCUUCAAAUCUAGUCUAACCAAAGUCCGCUGCAGGUUUAGCAUAACUUCUCGACUUUUCAAUUUUAUUCCUCUAAAAAUAAACUCAAGUACUUGAUUUUUUUUGCUGGUCUUUUGGUUUAUUGGUACUGUAAGAUCCUUUGUUCUAUCACCACUCAGAGUUUACUUACCUAACAUUAUUACUUUUAACAAAAUGUGGAACAAGUCUCAUUUCUAAGCAGAUAUUUCUAUUUAAGGUAUUGCGGAAAGCUGAAGUUGUAAAAUAAGCAAGCAGUUUGACAAAGAUUGGUGUCAUCUCUUAAGUAGACUUGGAAAAAUUGUGUGAUUAAACCAUUCCAGCUGAUACUGGUAAAGAAAAAUCAACCAUCUAAGCUUGAUUUUAAUAAAAAUAAAUACAGCUUGCAUAUAGGGUGAACAAUGUGAUCUUCUGUCUGUCCCUGAUAUUUUAGUCUUCAACUACUCUAAUCUAUUCUGCCUACUAUUGAUGGUGACUUUACAGAAAAUACUUCUUGCUUUCUAUUGUGUUUCACUGUGGACUGUGCUAUUAAAUGUGCAUUUCUAAACAUGUCAAACAGCUAAUGUUUCUUUUCAUGUUAAGUGUGGUUUGGAAAACUUCCACAGCCAACUUGUUUUAUGUGGCUUAAAUGUUGUUUUAAAAAUGUUUACAUUUUUUAAUUUUUAUGAUUGGUGGAAAAAGUGCCAACUCUAAAAGAACUUUCUCAGCGGGAGCCAGCAACCUUGAAUGACUGUGAAGAUCCUUGACUUAUAACUACACCAAUUUUACACAGAUGCCCUCUUAAAUCUAGUAACCAUUUUACAUUGUAUGAUUAAUAUUUAUUGGUGGGUGUCUGCAAUUUGUAUUCUAAGGUAUGCUAUAAUAAAUCAUAAAUUUAAACUGA
This is a messenger RNA of Pristis pectinata (smalltooth sawfish), 2118 nucleotides long. It is a transcript of the gene eef1e1, whose product is annotated as eukaryotic translation elongation factor 1 epsilon 1. Lineage: Eukaryota; Metazoa; Chordata; Chondrichthyes; Rhinopristiformes; Pristidae. The transcript is spliced from 4 exons. The coding region runs from base 53 to 556 and encodes 167 amino acids. The record is from RefSeq and is a predicted model, not a curated record. Gene Ontology annotation, cellular component: cytoplasm; aminoacyl-tRNA synthetase multienzyme complex; nucleus. Gene Ontology annotation, biological process: positive regulation of DNA damage response, signal transduction by p53 class mediator.